CUACCCUGUCCCUCUGCAAGACUCGUCCGCCGUGCGAGAUGGAGACGCGUGAGCAGAACCGACCUCGUGUACCGAGCGACGCGAUGGAAAUGGACGAGACCUCUCCAAGGGCACGGAUCCAGGAGGAGGGCCCUGAUGGCCGAGGCUUCUCCCCUCGAAAGGGUUCGAUACCCAUGCGUUGGGGAGCAACCAUCAUGCCGAUUAGAUCUGCCCCCGAUGGAAGUUUGGAAGUUUUGUGCGCACAGAACACAGUGGUGAACUACUUGAAGUCUGAGCCCGGACGUCGAGUGCUGGUUGACUUCCCUGGGGAGUUCCGGCUACUGGGAGCCCUGUGGAAGCCCGCGGUGGAUGUGACCCCGCUGGAUACCGCCAUCCGAGGACUCACAAGUGCGGGACUGAAAAAGGCGCAGCGCUACAUUCGAUCCUAUGUGGCUGAACGAGAGGAACUGGGCUUCGCGGCUCUGCGGGCCAUGCUCUUUGACGUGACUUUGCAGGCCAACGGCACCCACAAGACCUACCAUUUCGUGUGCAGCAUGAGCCGCAGGGCCUCUGACCGCUUUGUGAACCUGUUGAACCAGUUCCUGGAAAGUCAACAAGCUUGCUGUGAAGCGAAAGGUGACAAGCUCUUUGAGAUCCCGGAGGCUUUGAGGGCACAGCUUUGCCCAAUGUUUCACAAGGUGGCUUGGUGGCGCAUAGACGAGCUGUUGGAGCAGUCACAGAAAGACUUUGUCAGCGACUACCAGCGAGAGCAACUUCUUGCAACUGGCACCUCAAGGGCGAUGGAGAAUGCGCACCUGGACAUGUUGCGGCGCUUGCAGAAGUUCACAGCUGAUCAAGUCUUCCAGCAAUGCACAGUGAGAGAGGAUACACUGCUUUGUGUGCCCCGAGAGAAGUGGAGUGAGGUGAACUGUGGGGAGCUGGAACCUCUAAUCGCAGGCUUCCGGAAUCUGAGUGUGCUAUCCUUCAACAUGAACAUCUUACCCUUUGGUGUGGCAUCCAUCCGCGGUCAUGAGAGUUUGCACAGCAGUGCCCGGCUGCAAACAUUCCUCCAGAAGAUCAGACAAGAGUUGGAAGCAGAAGCGUCAAAUUCCAAGGCUGAUGGUGCCCGUGCACCGGACAUCAUCGCAGUCCAGGAGCUCUUUGCCUCACCAUUCGUGCCUUUCUGCUGUGCACAGUCCUUUGCCGUGCGCGUCAUGGCAUCGUUGGGUUAUCACGCCAUCAUUGGGCCGAAGCCCACGAUCCUGGAUCUCGUCCGGAAAGGCAAAUGGACCGACAGCGGUCUGGUGAUCUUCAGUCGCUUGCCGGUGGCUGAGACUCGCUCCAUUCGUUUUGGAGCUGGGGCUGCACUGGAUGCCGGGGCGUGCAAAGGUGCCAUGUGGGCCAGGUUUGAGCUGGCCUCUGAACGGUAUUUGGAUGUCUUCAACUGCCACUUGCAAGCAUCGCACACUGGAGCUGAUGGCGAGGUCUUUGAACGCAUUCGAAGAUCACAGCUAAAGGAACUGCGUGAGUUCGUCGAGCUGGCGGGAACCCAACAUCCUUACCUUCUCACCGGAGAUUUCAAUGUGGAUGCGAUUCCCGAACCUUCAGAUCCAAUGGGUACCUAUGGCAUUCCCUUUCGGCCACCUCGUCAAGAAUCCGAAGAUUAUCAGCGGCUCAUCCAUGCCUUGGACCCCAAGGGGCGUCUGGUGGAUUUGCUCUGUGGGCCAACUCCAUCAGAUCCUUUGGGCUCCGAAUGCCCCAGCAAGCGGCACCCUUGCACACGACCACCUCGCUUGAGAAUGCCCUCGUCUGCAGGCUAUGUGGCGCGUCACAAGUAUCCACAGCGCUUGGACUACGUCUUCUACCGGCCAACUGUAUCAUCGUUGGUAGAACAUGCACAGUCGAGAGUGGAGCCCUUUGAAGUGGUAGACCAGCCUUUUGAAUACUUGAGUGAUCACUUCGGCAUCAGGGCGUUCUUUCGCUUUCGCUGCUCUUUCGCAUGGACUCGACCAGAGAAGACCUGCGAAGCCAGUCAGCCGCGUUGGAGAAGACUCUUUUUGGCCAUGAGCCAUCAUUGGGUGAAAUCUUCCAUUGCACUUGCAUGCUUUCCCUUCUUCUGGCAGAUCGGUCGCCGUGAGGAGUGCGCUCUCCUCCGCACCUCGCGCUGGGAGCUUUCCAACUUCUUUCCCCGUGGCAGCUUCAUGUUGCUCGCAGGGACGCUGCUGGCGCUGGUGCCAGGCCUCGUUUGGUGGAGAAGAAAGGAAGAGUCCCCACCACUGGAGAGGACCUUCUCAGUUACUGCAGAGCUGGCAAGUUCGGCUUUCAGGAAGAGGCUCAAAGCGCAGGCUGAAAAGCCAGCGAAGACCAUUGCCUCAAGCCCCUAUGAUAGUUUUAAUGGUUCAGUGGAGUCUUAUCGACUGCGACCCUGCAUUGGCAAGCGUCCGGUGAAUUCCGAUGGCACUUUGGGAGAUUAUGUCUGGAUGAGUUACGGCGAUGCCCAGUUUGAGGUGCUGAGAAUCUCUUCAGGACUGCACCGAAAGUUUGGCCUGCAGAGAGGUUCCCAGGUGGGCUUGCUUGGUGAUUCCUCAGCGGACUGGCUCCUGUGUGAUCUUGCCUUGAUGCGCUUGGGUGUCAAUACCGUGUGCCUUGCAGCCCCUGCGAGUCAUCCGACGACUGGCACCACUGCCCCAACGCCAGGGAGUAUUCAGGAUUUGGAGAUCCUCCUUUGCUCCUCUGAUUGGGUGGAGUACUUCGUGGCUGCCCGGCGCCGCGAAGAGUUGCCCCGCUGCCCCAUCGUGGCCUUUACACCCUUGGGCCCGCGCAUCGCGGCACUGGCACAAGACAGAGGUUUAAAGGUUUGGGACUUGCCCUUCAUCGCACAUUUUGGCGAAGUGAGUGGCUGGGUGCCCUACAUUGGUGUGGGCGGCUUCGAUGUCUUGACCACCAUGUACCGCUCAAGAUCUGGCACCAAAAGUGAAUUGGCAGGAGUCUCAGUAAACCUACGUGGGCUGGCAAUAUGUGCACACUCCGUUCGACAGGCCUUGGGCCUCACCUGUGAUGAUUGCCACUUUAGCUACAUUUGGCCGGCCUUCACCGCCGAGCGCCUCAUGCUCCAUGCGGUGGUGGCUGCUGGAGGGGCCAUUGGCUUUUUCGGAGGUGUCAGGUCACCACGGAUCUUUGAAGACAUCAAGAAACUACAGCCUACUUUCCUUGCUGGAACAGCAUCGCUCUUCCGCAGACAGAUUACCCGUUUGCAAUUGAAGCACGUGGGCAUUUUGGGAAACCUCAGCUAUCGGAUACAGCGGUGGGCACUCAUCCGAUGCAAGGCAGACACGGAUCGAGUGGAAUCCAUCGACUUCGAUGAGGAAUCCAUCGACUUGAUGCAGCGGAUGGCGGAGCUCGUCCUGACGAAGCCACUGAGCCGAUGGCUCAACCGCCCUUUUGUACUCCCACGGCAGGUCUUGCUGGGCUCCAAGACACGCUUGCGCUUUGUCCUGGCCUUGUGUGGUGCGGGGACCACCGCCUUGCCGCCAGACCGGUGCCUGUGGAUGCGACUGCUCCUUGGAUGCCCCGUCCUGAAAAGCUUUGUAUCCGUCGAGGCAGGUGGAAUGGUAACACUGGGCGAAGCUCCUUAUGCCGGAGAAACCUGCCAGGCCUUCGCAGUUGGUCGUGAGCUUCCGGGUGUACAGCUGGAGCUUCUUCCAAUCAAACUUCCAGACGAUGUGGGCCCUUUGGAGGUUUUGGGAUCGACCAAGGCGAGAAUUGAGCUUGGCACACUGCGAAUCAAGGGCCUUUGCACGGACGAGGCACGGAUAGGCAUUGUGGUGGGCCGCAGAAAGAGGGAACUCUUUGUCUACGGCCGCCUGGUGUCACUGCAGGAGUCGUGCAACAAAAGCGGAGCCCUUUGCGAAGCAUUGGAGCAGCUCUUGUUGCAGGUCACUGGACCUUGGCUCAUGCAACUGCUCCUGGUGGCCAAACCCCUUGGCGUGGUGGGCGUGGCAGCCGUGCGCUUGGACGAGGUUUGGCGGCUGGCAAAGUUCUGGAACAUUGACACUUACAGCGGUGAAGACCUUUGCAGAGAUCGACGAGUCAUUGCUUUGUGCCUACGCGAGCUACGAAGACAUGCGAAGAGGUUUGGCUUCUCUGAAGCCGAGACUCCACAGGCGCUUCAUUUGCAGGCCACACCCUUUUCUUUGGAGGCUGGGCUACAAACGCCUACCUUUCAAUUGAGAAGAGACCAGCUGCUUCCCAGAGUCAGUCACAUCAUCGAGUCACUCUAUGACAACUUGGAUGCAUCGCCGGUAUCUCCACUACAGAAGGAGCCCUUCGUCGGAAGACGCCGUGGCUUUUUUGACAUUUCCAAGAAGGUGUCAUUUCCAACCCUGGAAGGCAUUUGAGCAUUGCCAGGUCGAAGGAAUUCUCGGCGGAUGAUGCUAGAUUUCAUAUCAUCAAGCCAAGGUGGAUGUUUCGAGAAAGAGCUUGGAACAAAAGGGCGUUGGUGCUGGG
This is a messenger RNA of Durusdinium trenchii, 4485 nucleotides long. Lineage: Eukaryota; Dinophyceae; Suessiales; Symbiodiniaceae. The record is from the annotation of a GenBank genome assembly.